UUCCAACAAAACCGAAGAACGCAUUGAAGAUGACACUCUGGCUGUGAAGUAUGAGGAUGGUCGUUGGUCCAAGCCGUACUAUGACUGUGGUGGUGGCAAUAUUUGGAUGCUGACUUAUACGGUGCCAUUUUUUGGUUACGAAAAUGGAACUUAUCAUUUCAAAGGCACAUCGGGCAUCGAUAUUGAUUUGAGGCGUGUGGAUAUUGAUCAGUGUCCGCAACGAAACACACCUGGCAGUACACAACCGCUAAAUAUUUUCGCCGGCACUGACAAAUGUAAACAACGCACAACUAUGUGUGAAGCUUUGAAGGGUUUGGGCUUUCGUCGUGGCUCGUACAAAUGCGUCUGCCGGAAAGGUUACUAUUUCCCCGACACAAUGUCCAAUCCAAAGUUUUUCAAUGGCAGUCUGCUGGAAGAGGAGUAUGAAAAACUUAUGUUGGGCAAAAACUCCACUUACAACAUUAUCAACGAGUAUGAGUGCCUACCCUGCGCCGAGGGCUGCGACUACUGCGAGGAUGGUUCGCCUUGCAUAGCCGCACUCAAUUGGCCGAUGCGAACGAGUAUUAUGGUGUUGGCUUGCGCUGUUAUCGGGCUAUUGCCACCAGCCGCUUGGUUUACAUUCCGUUAUCAACAAGUAAAGGUCGUCCGCGCCGCCAGCCCAGCACUGUUGCGCGUCAUUGCUUUGGGAGCUUUCUUCAUCUACUGUACAACUAUUGUGAUGUAUCCCAAUCCGAAUCUAUACACAUGUACAGCACGAAUUUGGCUACGCGAAAUCGGUUUCUCACUGACAUACGGCGCUUUGAUGUUAAAAACCUGGCGCAUUUCGGUGAUUUUUCGUGUACGUUCAGCGAAAGCAGUGAAAAUCACAGACGCAGCACUUCUGAAGCGACUUGGCAUUAUUUGCGGUGUCAUUGGAACGUGUCUACUGGUGCGUACUCUGGUUGCACCACCCGAUGUUGUGGUCGGGCGCACUGCCGACGAUCUGAAGGCAUUUUUAUGCAAAACGGAUUAUUGGGAUUACACGUUUACAUCAAUGGAAGUUCUUUUUCUCGCCUGGGGUGUACGCUUGUGUAUUAUGGUACGGAAAGCGCCAUCAGAAUUCAAUGAGAGUCGCUUCAUUUCGAUGACCAUCUACAAUGAAUUUCUGCUGACUUGUUUUCUCAAUGUUUCCAUGCUCUUUCUACAAUCACCAGCUAAUCCUGACUUGCUUUACAUCAUUUUCUUCUGUCACACUCAAUUGACGGUGACACCUUUAUUGGGUCUAAUUUUCGGCAGCAAGGUUUACAUUGUGUUGCGCAGCGGCAAAUCGCAUCAGGAGACCAUUGGCAUGGGCGCCAAAUCCUCCGGCGCUAAAUUCAAUUUUCGUCCACAGGUGCGCACAUACGCUAAUCCCAGCUCGGUUACAACGUCCACGGUGCCCGCCGCGGGCACCACUUCAGGGGAUACAAAGCUUUCCGAUCAGGAGGCACUCGAAGAAAUUCGUCAGCUGAGCAAGCAACUGCAACGCAUUCAAGAGAUGGCACCGCCGAAAGGUGUAGCUGUUAUGACAAUCUCUAGCCUUUUGGAUGGUCUCAAGACGCCAGGCGGCAUGAUUAUGGUCGCCGCUGCCGCUUCUCAGGCCGCCUCAUCGAACAAUCAGCUGACAGUGCGUCCAUUUACGCCCGGUGCCGGGGGUGGCGGUUGUGGUAGCCCCAGCGGCGGCGAUGGCGCUGGCGGUGCCUUACCAUUACUCUCACUCAACAGCGAGAUGGAAAAGUACAAUCAGCAACUGCAGUCAACACACAACAACAACAUCACUGCAGCAGCACCUUUAAGCACAUCGAAUGGCAAUGGUGCGCAACCAAUACGGCCAAGGCCCACGGUGCUGGAAGUGGAGACUAGCACUACCACCGUAGAGGAGUAUGCGCUUGUACCGCGCGAAGAUCGCGCAAUAAAUACCGACUUGACGCGUAGCGAAGACUUUCAUCAGCAGGCGCUGGGCUGUGCGCAGGGCCACAUCAUCUGUACGCGCUGCUUGACUAUUUCUAAGGAGCACUACUUUAGCUGCCGGCCAUUCACACCACCACAUGGUUUGAGGAUAGGUAAUGUUGCUAGAGGCAGUAGAAGAGCUGGCACUUGUGUCGGCGAUGAGGAAGUCUUUGGCGGCGCCACUUGCCAACAACUGGGUUCGCCUCAGCCCGAGGGUAGUAUUAGUUUUGCGAACAUCAAAUUGGAUUGCAUGUGCUCACAGCCAGACUUAGACUACGAGGUAGAGUCGAGUGUGCCACAGCGUCGACGUAUCAAUGUACGCAGCGCUGCCACCAACACCCCACCAUCUACCGGCAGUAGUAGUAGAAGGCGCAGCGGACGCGCGAAAACGUGGCAAGAUGUCAUCGGUGAAAGCGGAAGCGCUGAUGUCAGCUACCGCAUUUGUGAUAAUUGUAAAAAUAAGUAUCGAAAUAGCAAUAAAUAUGGCGGUAGAAAGUUCCGAAAAAGCAGCGGACUCACCGCUUCGUCAUCGACAACAAUAAAAACUAAGCGAUCCGAUGUCAGUCAGACGCGUAGCAAUGACUUGCUUGAUCGCCAACUACCGCUAACAAUGUCCACGUUUAGUAGCAGCACAGCAGCUGGAGAUCAUCAAAGACCCAAAGUGCACUCCACAGACGAUAUCAUUUUCUAUACCACCACUGAUGAAAGCAGCACCAACAGCGACGACGACUCUUCGGACGGCGUGGGUGAAGGCGCUUGUAGUCGACUGCGGAGACGUCAACGCGAACUGACUUGUCAGUCAACAUCUGCGCUUAGCACUGCAGCCAUAAGCUGUGCGACGCUGAAGAAGGAUGUUGCGGCUGACGCGGGAACGUCACAAGGCUCCGUGGCGGCAGCAUCAGCAAUACGCGGCGCGGAUGGCGCUGAGUCGGCCGCCACUAAUACGCAAUCUUUGGGUAACGUAUCAAAUGCUUCAAAUGUAUCGAUGAAAAGCGGAGAGACUGCGCCGAAUGUGGGCGAUAACAAUACCAAAUCGAAUGGGUCUGGGCGUGCGAAAAGACCCGAUAAACUAGUACUCGAUCUGAAUGAUCGAACCAAAUAUACCAAAGAGGUUUCCGUUUAGAUUUCCUAGAAGUUUGGUGUGAAGUGUGUAUUUAGUUAAUAUGCUUAGGUAUAUACGAAAAGAAAGUCUGCCUAGUAGAAGAGUAAAAGAAAUUUUGUAAAUUGUAAAAAAAAACGAGUAUCAAUAUUAAUAGAGUAGCAUAAAUAGUCUAUAGUAAGUAAGUAGCAGAUGGCUGCAUAAAUCAGCAUGCACUGUGAUGAUUUAAAAAAGUGUGAGUAAAUAUCGUAGAUAUAUGAAUGUUGAUAUUUGAAAUUGAGCAUGUUUAUUAGUCACUAAUGUUAAAUAAAUAUUAACGUACGUAUAUAUAGUGAGUUCGUUUAUCAAGUCGCUUAGUCUAAAGGAAUUUGAAGAGUGAACCUCCGCGUCAUUCGAUUGUAUUACUUCCAGAAUCCUUCGUGGUUCAUUAAGUUACCAAGUGUUACAUAAUUUUCUUUAAUUUCAGUUAUGGUAAGAAGCUGUCAUAAAUUACUUAAGAAUCAGGCAUUUAAUAUGAAAUCUGUGUAUGAAUGCAAUUUCCGUGAUGGGCUAGCAAGAAAAAAAUUCUGAAAUUUUUAAGUACGAAAAAUAUUUUUUAAGGAUUCCGUUAAACGCGUGAAAUAAGUAACUUCGAAAUUCGAUCUUCGGACAUUUCAGUAAAGGUUCCCAGAUUUUCGAGACAUUUCCUUUUUUAACGCAAUACUCGUAAUUAAAUUAAAAAUUUACAUUUUAGGCGUUUUAUAGCUCAAAGUAUUUGACUAACUAUUACGAAACUAAAAAUUAACUUUGAUUCUCUAAUACUUUGGAAAGGCAGGUCCCGAAAUCUUAUGGUAAGAAAAAUGCAUAUAUGUCUUUCAGUUUAAUUUUAAAUAAUAAAAAUAAGGAAAUAUCUAGCAUCUUCCGAUUAAAUAUUUUUUUGUUUGGCUGUUCAUUUUAAUCUUAAUGAAACAUAAAGAAGCGCUUAUUUCAUACAACGUAUUUAAGGAAGAUUUUCUGAAUUUGCGGAGGUGCGGGUUGUAUCGGGAGUGUCGAGAAGGGAUUUUGGUGCCGUCCCGCUCAAAACACUCCUGAUAACUGCCAUCAUGGCUAUUUUGAAAUCAGUACCUUGAGUCCCGAUAUCCCUCGCACAUCUCUAGUCGUAAUGGCCGAUUGAGCAAAACACUGGCGUGCCAUUCGCGAGAUCUGAGGUUCGUAUAUUCGGGCAGUGAAAUUUUUAUUUUUGUAAAUUUUAAAAUUGAGGUUUUCACUCUUUUCACAUAUAGUGUUAGGAGUAAAUGGUAAUUUCGGGUCUCAGGUGGCAACCACGCAUAUGAUCAGCGACAAUUUCACAUUUAAGUGCUCUUCAGAUAAAGCUAAAGUUCACGUAAAUCGGGUUACAGGUAUUUCACUAGCGAAACUGUAAAGUAAACUUAAGAAAUCGAUUUUUCUCAUCUUUUAGUAAACUCAGAAAUGUCUUCUUGCCAGCCCAAUGCACAAAUCAUUACCAUUUCUUGUAUUUUACUUAAAGUGAGGUUAGAUGUGGCUAUUUAAGCGCUUUUUCUAUGCAUUUUGCUGUCAAAAUGCGAAAAUCCCCUUUCCUGUGUAUACAGCCAAAAAGUCAUUUUAGCAAAUUUGUAAAAAUCACUUUCGGAAAUUAGAAAUUGCAAGGUGUAACUGCAACCGGAAGAACGUAAAUCGCUUUCAAAGGAUUUCCACUUGCCCGCGCUGCACUAGCAAUUUUCGCAUCUGCUAAAAGUGUUGUCAAACCAAUGCACAAUGGUUCCAAACUGGCAUUCAGUGUUCAUAAUUCACUGGAGCCUUUGUUUCUCACUAAAUUUGAUUCAUUUUCCUUUACUAAAAGCUUAUAAAAUUCGCAAGGGUCUA
Rhagoletis pomonella (apple maggot) is the source of this 4930-nucleotide messenger RNA. RefSeq lists its product as uncharacterized. The transcript has 11 exons. Gene Ontology annotation, molecular function: G protein-coupled receptor activity. Gene Ontology annotation, biological process: G protein-coupled receptor signaling pathway. The record is from RefSeq and is a predicted model, not a curated record. Lineage: Eukaryota; Metazoa; Arthropoda; Insecta; Diptera; Tephritidae. The coding region runs from base 107 to 3091 and encodes 994 amino acids. Gene Ontology annotation, cellular component: membrane.